AUGCGAAAGAAGGACGGACCCUCACCGCGAUGCAUGCUGGGAAUUGAGGUUUUCUCCCGCCUCCCGGCAGUGAAGCCCACCCGCUGCAGGACUCCAUAUCCCAUAGGGCAGCGCGGCGGCGCUCCGCUCCUCCCAUCUCCUCCCGCGGGAGGCGCUCUUCUCCCCGGGCGCGGUGUGGGAGCGGUGCGCAUGCGCCGCGCGAAGAUGGCAGCUGCCGGCGGACUCGGGUCCGCGAGGGGGCUGUGGGCGCCGCUGUUGGUACUGGCCCUGGCCCGGGUCGCGGUGGCUCUGACCGAGCAGUACCCGACCCUGUCCCUGCUCAAGCAGGAGCUGCACCAACAGCGCCAGGGCCUGGCGGGGGGCUGCGCCUCGGCGGGGGAGUGGGCAGAGCAGUACUCGGCCGAGUGCGAUUCAUCAUUUUUGCACUUCCAGGAAUCAGACUGUGACUUAAGAAGUUCUUCGUCUUGUGAGUCCUUGCUUUCUCUCAACACAGAAAAAAUUCUGAGUCAAGCAAAGUCGCUUGCAGAGCAAAAGAGAUUUCCGUUUGCUACUGAUAAUGACAACACAAAUGAAGAAUUAGCAAUUGCUUACGUGUUGAUUGGCAACGGCUUGUACGAUGAAGCCAUAAGACAAUUCUCAACAAUGCUGCAGGAGGAACCAGAGCUGGUUAGUGCAAUUUAUGGACGAGGGAUAGCGUACGGAAAAAAAGGACUCCAUGAUAUGAAAAAUGCUGAACUUGCUCUUUUUGAGCUUAGUCGGGUAAUUAGUCUAGAACCAGAUCAUCCUGAAGUAUUUGAACAGCGAGCAGAAAUACUUUCACCACUGGGACGAAUCAGUGAAGCAUUAUCUGAUCUCACCAAAGCUAUUCAGUUACAACCAUCAGCACGGCUCUACCGACACAGAGGUACACUGUACUUCAUAUCUGAGGAUUAUGCAACAGCCCAUGAAGAUUUUCAACACUCACUGGAACUGAACAAAAAUCAGCCUAUAGCUAUGCUUUAUAAAGGCUUAACAUUUUUUCACAGAGGACUUUUGAAGGAAGCCAUUGAAUCUUUCAAAGAAGCUCUGAAACAGAAAGCAGACUUCAUAGAUGCCUAUAAAAGUCUAGGACAAGCCUACAGGGAACUUGGAAACUUCGAUGCUGCUACAGAGAGCUUCCAGAAGGCUUUGCUGCUAAAUCAAAAUCAUGUCCAAACAUUACAGCUGAAAGGAAUGAUGCUUUAUCAUCAUGGUAGCUUAGAUGAAGCGCUGAAGAAUUUUAAGAGGUGUCUACAGCUAGAACCAUACAAUGAAGUAUGUCAGUAUAUGAAAGGACUCAGCCAUGUUGCAAUGGGACAGUUUUAUGAAGGCAUUAAAGCUCAGACUAAAGUUAUGUUAAAUGAUCCACUACCAGGCCAGAAGGCUAGCCCAGAGUAUCUGAAAGUGAAAUAUCUCCGAGAGUAUUCUAGAUACUUGCAUGCACACUUGGAUACCCCUCUUACAGAGUAUAAUAUUGAUAUAGAUCUCCCUGGAAACUUCAAGGACCACUGGGCCAAAAAUCUUCCUUUUCUCAUAGAAAAUUAUGAAGAACAACCAGGGUUACAGCCACAUAUAAAAGAUGUAUUGUUUCAGAAUUUUGAAAGCUAUAGGACUGAUGUGCAAGAACUCAUAUGUGUAGCUGAUCAUCUGGGUUCCAUGAUGCAGUAUGAGACACCAGGAUUUCUUCCAAAUAAAAGAAUACACAGAGCAAUGGGUUUGGCUACUUUAGAGGUAAUGCAAGCUGUGCAGAGAACUUGGGCAAACUCAAAAGUUCGGAUGAAUGGGAAAACAAGACUGAUGCAGUGGAGGGAUAUGUUUGAUAUUGCUGUGAAGUGGCGAAGGAUAGCAGACCCUGACCAACCUGUGCUUUGGUUGGACCAAAUGCCUGCACGAAGCCUUAGCAGAGGUUUCAAUAACCACAUUAAUUUAAUCAGGGGACAGGUGAUUAACAUGCGGUACUUGGAGUACUUUGAGAAAAUUCUUCAUUUUAUCAAAGAUAGGAUCCUUGUUUAUCAUGGUGCUAAUAAUCCAAAAGGACUAAUGGAGGUUCGAGAAGCUUUAGAAAAAGUACAUAAAGUAGAAGAUCUUCUUCCAAUAAUGAAGCAGUUUAACAGUAAGACAAGAGAUGGGUUCACUGUGAACACGAAAGUCCCCAGCCUCAAGGAUCAAGGGAAAGAAUAUGAUGGGUUCACAAUAACAAUAACAGGAGAUAAAGUUGGAAACAUAUUAUUUUCAGUUGAAACUCAGACAACAGAAGAAAGAACACAGCUGUAUCAUGCAGAAAUAGAUGCGCUAUAUAAGGAUCUAACAGCUAAAGGAAAAAUCUUAAUUCUUUCUGCAGAACUGGGGGAAGCAGAUGCUGUGUGCAACUUGAUCCUGUCAUUAGUUUAUUACUUCUACAAUUUAAUGCCACUUUCAAGAGGAUCAAGUGUGAUAGCUUAUUCAGUGAUCAUGGGAGCUCUAAUGGCAAGUGGAAAGGAGGUAUCAGGAAAAAUCCCUAAAGGAAAGCUUGUUGACUUUGAAGCAAUGACAGCACCAGGAUCUGAAGCUUUCAGCGAAAUAGCAAGGAGUUGGAUGAAUCUGAAAAGUAUUUCACCUUCUUACAAGAGCCUACCAUCAGUAUCAGAGACCUUUCCAACCCUGAGAACGAUGAUUGAAGUGCUAAAUACAGACUCCUCUCAGUGUCUAAAAAAAACUGUUGUUGUGGUGUAAUUUAUAUAAAUAAAAAGCCAAAAUAUA
Messenger RNA from Phasianus colchicus (ring-necked pheasant), 2757 nucleotides. It is a transcript of the gene TTC13, whose product is annotated as tetratricopeptide repeat domain 13. Gene Ontology annotation, molecular function: protein binding. The record is from RefSeq and is a predicted model, not a curated record. NCBI's taxonomy places the organism in Eukaryota, Metazoa, Chordata, Aves, Galliformes, Phasianidae.